This is a messenger RNA of Staurois parvus, 552 nucleotides long. The record is from the annotation of a GenBank genome assembly. Lineage: Eukaryota; Metazoa; Chordata; Amphibia; Anura; Ranidae.
AUGAGAAGUGAGAAGCCUUAUUCCUGUUCUGAGUGCGGGAAAUGUUUUUCACAGAAGUCCCAUCUUUACAGACAUCAGAGAUUUCACACGGGGGAGACUCCAUUUUUCUGUCCUGAGUGUGGGAAAUAUUUUGUAGAUAAAUCAAAGCUUGUCACUCAUCAAAUGUCUCAUACAGGGGAGAAACCAUUUUCCUGUCCUGAGUGUGGAAAAGGUUUCUCACAGAAGGCCAAUCUUUUCAGACAUCAGAGGUCUCACAUGGGGGAAAAGCCAUAUUCCUGUCCUGAGUGUGGAAAAUGUUUUUCAGGAAAGUCUUAUUUUUACAAACAUCAGAAAAGGCAUCAGAGAUUGCACACAGGCGAAAAGCCGCAUUCCUGUACUGAGUGUGGGAAAUGUUUUGUGCAAAAAUCAGAUCUUGUCACACAUCAGAGAUCACAUACGGGGGAGAAGCCGUAUUCCUGUCUUGAGUGCGGGAAAUGUUUUUCAGAUAAGUUCUGUCUUUCCAGACAUCAGAAAUCUCACAUGGGGGAGAAGCCACUUUCCUGUCCUGAGUGA